Molecule: messenger RNA, 1381 nt
Organism: Fukomys damarensis (Damara mole-rat)
Lineage: Eukaryota; Metazoa; Chordata; Mammalia; Rodentia; Bathyergidae
Product: histone H2A type 1
Exons: 1
Coding region: 27-419 (130 amino acids)
Cellular component (GO): nucleosome
Molecular function (GO): structural constituent of chromatin; DNA binding; protein heterodimerization activity
Source: RefSeq, a predicted model, not a curated record
CGUCUUCUCACAAUUACAAAGGUACUAUGUCUGGACGCGGCAAGCAGGGCGGCAAGGCUCGCGCCAAGGCCAAGACUCGCUCCUCCCGCGCCGGGCUGCAGUUCCCCGUGGGCCGCGUGCACCGCCUGCUCCGCAAGGGCAACUACGCCGAGCGCGUGGGCGCCGGCGCCCCGGUGUACCUGGCGGCCGUGCUGGAGUACCUGACGGCCGAGAUCCUGGAGCUGGCGGGCAACGCGGCGCGCGACAACAAGAAGACGCGCAUCAUCCCGCGCCACCUGCAGCUGGCCAUCCGCAACGACGAGGAGCUCAACAAGCUGCUGGGCAAGGUGACGAUCGCGCAGGGUGGCGUGCUGCCCAACAUCCAGGCUGUGCUGCUGCCCAAGAAGACCGAGAGCCACCACAAGGCCAAGGGCAAGUGAAGUGAUUAUCAGCUUUUCAGUGGCCCCUAUUCCUGGAUAUCAAAGGCUCUUUUCAGAGCCACCCAUGUUUUCUGUAAAGCGCUGCGAUGCUUUUUAAGCACAGUAAACAUUUAACUGACAACGGCAGAUUUCACGGAAGCUAACAAGUUUUCACAUUUCCAAAUGGAAACUCAGACUUGGCCCAGGAGAGGUUGGCUUAUUUACUGUUUUGCAUUAUAAGCCGUUUCAGAAAAGAACAACUCUGAAAUCAUUGCGAAAUGCACUUGCAAAUGCGCUGGGAGAAAAGUACAAUUUCACGUUUAAAGAAUGGGUUUUAGCCUCUGUAAGCAAAGGUUACCGAAACUAACGUGAAGAUGAAUAUUUGGUGUAGGUUUCUAUUCAUUACUCUAAAUAGACAAAUAUGCAUAAUUGGAUGUUAACAGUCUCAGAAUACUUGAAAAGAAUAAAGGCCAAAAUGAUAAUUAAAAUAUGAGAGAACAAAGAAAAAAACUGACCAGUCACAUUUCAGGGCGGGUUUUUUAAAUUAUACAGAUGAGGACAACUGUAUUAGGGCAAACCUCACAGUACGGGGCGAUAAAGCAAACUCAGCUUAUAAAUAUUGAACAGCAUGAUACAAACACACAGCUGCGCUCUUAGAGCCAUAUGAAACAAAACAUUCCAAGUCCACCAGCGGCAAGGCACCGCACAAGCAGCUGGCUAACAAGGCGGCCCGCAAGAGCGAGCCGGGCACUGGCGGCUUGAAGAAGCCUCGCUGCUACGGUUGCCCUGGGGCUGCGCGCGAUCCGCCACUACCAGAUCCCCUCAGCUACUGAUCAGAAAGCUGCUUAGACUGCACAAGACCUCACAUCUGACCCGCGCCUCCAGAGCUCACAGUUUUCAUGGCGACUAUGUGACCUUUGGGUCUAGUGUGCCCCAGAUAGAAAAUACAUUACAGGAGCAGCACCUCUUUACCUGCAAAUCAG